Messenger RNA from Schizophyllum commune H4-8, 384 nucleotides. RefSeq lists its product as uncharacterized. The transcript is spliced from 2 exons. The record is from RefSeq and is a predicted model, not a curated record. The coding region runs from base 1 to 384 and encodes 127 amino acids. Lineage: Eukaryota; Fungi; Basidiomycota; Agaricomycetes; Agaricales; Schizophyllaceae.
AUGCCUUUGAAUCGAGCUACACUAUGCCUUUCCGUCCAGUCCGCUCGCACGCCGUCGCUCCAAGUUUCGCUCCCGCUGCCUGUUCAAGUCGCUCGGCCGCUGCCUGUUCAUCAAGUCGCUCGGCCGCCGCCUAUCCAAGUCGCUCACCCGCCGACGCAUCUGAUCACCCAUGCGCCACCCGCCCAAGUCGUGAAGCAAUGUAUCGCCGUCCGGCGAGCAAGGUAUCGGGGUUCUCGGUUGGGUAGUACUUCGACUUCUAGCUCGGGUAGUACCUCGACUGCUGUGGUCUCACAGCAUUUUGUAGAUCUCUUGUAUCUUGUACAUCCUUGGAAAUUCACAGACGACCGAUUUUACGACCUGUAUACUACCUCGCUUGCUCAUUAA